AUGAAGGUUUUGGGCGGGGGAAAGACCGUGGCAGUAGUGUUGGUGUUGACGGCGGUAAUGGCGGGGGGAUUAGUAGAGAAAGGGGAGGCGCAGAGCUGCGGGAGCACGUUCUUCUCGGCGCUGGUGCAGCUGAUACCAUGCCGGGCGGCGGUGGCGCCGUUCAGCCUAAUUCCGCCGAGCGAUGCUUGCUGCACCGCCAUCAAAACCCUGGGCCAGCCUUGCCUCUGCGUCCUCGUCAACGGCCCUCCCAUCUCCGGCGUCGACCGCAGCAUGGCCAUGCAGCUGCCCAUGAAGUGCACCGCCAACUUCCAACCCUGUAUACUACCAAUUAGAUUAACACCUCUCUCUCUGUGA
Messenger RNA from Diospyros lotus (date-plum), 354 nucleotides. Its product is annotated as protein LIM1. The record is from RefSeq and is a predicted model, not a curated record. The transcript has 2 exons. Gene Ontology annotation, biological process: systemic acquired resistance. Bases 1 to 354 code for a protein of 117 amino acids. Lineage: Eukaryota; Viridiplantae; Streptophyta; Magnoliopsida; Ericales; Ebenaceae. Gene Ontology annotation, molecular function: fatty acid binding.